GACAUGACAUUACACAACAUAUUAUGAGCACAAACAAACAUCCCUCCACCCACAGAGAAAGGACAGAUGACAGCUGGAGGUGGAAGAGAGAAAUAUAGCACUACCCCCUAAUGGGGGAGAAAAAGAGGGAGAGAUAGGAAAGACAAAAUAACAAGCUGAGAAAAAAAUCAGCACUGCCCUCUACUGGGGAAAUGAAAGAGAGGCUGUAUUUGGAAUGGUAUACUGCCGUUCUGUUCUUACUUGUUCUGCAGUGUAUAGUAUGUACGCAGUAUGAACAUAAUUUUUUAUGCACAGAAUACCCAGAUAACCCACUAUAUUUGCCGAAAUAUUAUUUAUACAACAGAGCAAAUACACCCUGUCCCAAAUGUUGCACAAUAACUAUUUUUAUUUUGAAGAACGUGACAACAAUGCAUAUGCAAUAUUACUGCACAGAAUUCAGUAAAUAGUAAACUAGUAUUUUCUUAGGGAGAGUGGCAGCACAGCAGCACACAACAUUCUGUCCUCCUGUCAGUAACUGGUGUCCUAUUCAUGGCUCACUCCAGCAUGUCCCAUCUGGAAACAGAGUCCAGAUAGCCAAAGACAAUAAAGAACAGAGAAAACAUCCAUCAUGCUCUUUCUCUUUACAAUUACACUCCAGCAACCCCAGUAGCCUACAAUUUGGAAUUAGAAUGAUUUCUGAAGGAUCAUGUGACACUGGUGACUGGAGUAAUGAUGCUGGAAAUUCAGCUUUGCAUCACACACACUAAAAAAUGUUGGGUUGUUUCAACCCAACUUUGGUUCAGAUAUGGACUAACCCAACUUUUGGGUUAAAUUUUUAAUUAAAAGAUUCUCUCUCUUGUUCUCUUAUUCUCUCUUCUCUUAUUUCUGUCUCACAAUCACUAUUUCUCACUGUCCGUCCCAUCCUGCUUUUCUCUCCUGCGGUUGAAUGGAUGCAUUUGUUCCCCUUAGCAAAUAUAACAUGGCUGUUUGUGUUUGGCUUUCAUGGAUUGGAGAUGGAGUCAUAAGACCAGGCCUGCAGACACACACACACACACACACACAACACACACACACACUUUCCCAUGCAAGUCAUAUGAGUUGUACAGCUUAAUCAGAGAUGUCAGAGUGAGUGAGAGAGGAGAAGAUUUGGAGAUGGAGGAUUUCCUGUGGAGAAUGCGGGUUUGGGCAUCUGUGAGCUGGAGGAGAUGUUGUUGGUGUUGUGGAGAUAAAACAAAUGAAGUCAGAAGGGAAGAAAAAGAGGAAAUGUUUGACUUGAGAGUGGAAGAGUUAAAAGAAGCAAUGAAAAUGGAAGAAAAACCAUCAAAAACUUGGAGUGUGUCCUCCCUCCCAGUUGCUGAGCUGGGAGAGCUGGACGGGGUGGAGAAACCACAGCCGCACUGGUUUCACACGCUGCAGGUGCGACGGCUCAGAGUUCAGAGGGGCCGCAGUAACAGCGAUCCUAUGGGAGGAAAGAGCUUCCAGCAAGAGUUCCAGUGGAAAACUGGCCUGCAGUUUGGGAAUGCAACAUCUUAUCUGAAUCUUGAAAAACUUGGAGAGGGCACAUAUGCCUCAGUGUACAAAGGAAUUAGCAGGAUAAAUGGUCAUCUUGUGGCUUUAAAGGUGAUUCACAUGAAAACUGAGGAAGGAAUUCCAUUCACAGCUAUUAGAGAAGCCUCCUUGCUAAAGGGCCUUAAACAUGCCAACAUAGUCUUGCUUCACGACAUCAUCCACACGCGAGAGUCUCUCACCUUUGUCUUUGAGUAUGUGCAAACAGAUUUGGCUCAAUACAUGAUUCAGCAUCCUGGUGGACUUCACUCGUACAACAUCAGGCUCUUCAUGUUUCAGUUGCUGCGAGGAUUGUCUUACAUUCACAGCAGAAGAAUUCUGCAUCGAGACCUCAAACCUCAAAAUUUGCUCAUCAGUUAUUUGGGGGAACUCAAAUUAGCUGAUUUUGGUCUGGCCCGAUCUAAGUCCAUACCGUGCCAAACAUACUCUUCCGAGGUUGUGACUUUAUGGUACCGGCCACCUGAUGUUCUCAUGGGCUCCACUGAUUACUCCACAGCCCUGGACAUCUGGGGAGCCGGCUGCAUUUUUAUUGAGAUGCUACAGGGGUCACCAGCGUUUCCUGGAGUAGCUGAUGUCUUUGAGCAGCUGCUGAAGAUUUGGACAGUCCUCGGGGUCCCGACUGAGGAGGGCUGGCCAGGUGUCAGUGAUCUACCGAACUAUAAACCAGAGUGGUUCCUGCCUUGCAAGCCCCAGCAAUUUCGAGAUGUCUGGAAAAGACUCGCUCAGUUACCUUAUAAGACGGAGGAUCUGGCCCAGCAGAUGCUGAUGAUGAAUCCAAAGGACAGGAUUUCAGCCCAGGAUGCAUUGCUACAUCCAUAUUUCAACACACUUCCACCUCCGUUAAUGCAUCUAAGGGACACUGUGUCCAUCUUUAAGGUGCCGGGCGUGAGGUUAGAGACGGAAGCGAGGGAUAUCUUCAGCCCCAGCAGACGAAUGAAAUCACCUCUUGCUCCGCUGGCCAAGUGCUGGUGAAAGUCUCGCCUUUGUAAAUAGUUGGUGUGCUUGUAAAACCAAUAACACACCAGCAUGAGUAAACGUGACACUGUUGCAGCAUGACGGUCAGUUUGUAUGUUGUUUAUUCAGAAAUAUAUUUCUGAAAGAAUAUCAGAUUCUCUUUCAUAAGAUUCAUGUUUUUACAUUUUGGACCAGUAUUACCUAAAAAUGUUUUACAGUCGAUCAUGAUGAUCCAAGUCAAAGCUGAUUUCAUCAGAAUCCACUGUAUUUCAAAUGCAUUUUAUAUUUUGAGAUUCAUAACCACCUUAUUUUUUAACGUAACAAGGGUGCGGCAUUUUGUAACUUGAAUUUGUGAGGCUUUCAGUUUCAGUUUAGCUGUACAAAAAUAAUCCUUUAUGCUGCUUGAUAUUGCAAACUGGUAUUUGUUAUCAUAUUAUUUUAAUUUAUUAUCGUAAUCAUAAACUGACUAGUUUGCUGCACAAAUAGUUUUACCAUUUGCAGCUUUUUCUUAUUCUUCCAGUUAUUUACCUGGAGCAGUUAAUGAAUCGGAAGUCUUGCAUAUUGCUUUUACAGUUUCCUGCCUCUUUGCAAACUGAUGUCCAGAGACUGUUUACAGCACACUUUCAUUGUGAAUAAGUUUCAAUUAAAUGCACUUAAUUUUAUAUGUAAUUUAGUUUUUGUAUAUUGCACAGAAAAGAGAAUAAGAGUGUGUGAGAGAUGAUUUUGAAAUAUGAUAUGAAAAUAUGUAGAAGAAUAUACCUACAAAUAUUUCAAAGCUCUAUUGUGUAGUGUGCAGGUGAAAAAAAUUACUGGUUUGCAUUCAUAAAACACACCUGGAGAGAGUCUCACCUGAAAUUACCUGUUUUUGUACAGCACAUACUCAUAUUUCUCCUGUAUGCUGAUGGGCACUGUCAGAACAUGUUCAGAACUGUUUUAGCUGUGUUUGUAUCAAGUUCAUAAUAAAUAGUUUUAGUAUCUUUAAAUUAUUUUUUUUUUUACAUAUUAGCAAUGUCUGUAUAUGAUGCUGAGAUUCAAAUAAUUGCUGCUUCUCAGUCAACGUAUUAAAGUAGCGACGUACAUCAAUAUUGGUCACCAACAACAACCGUUUCAAAUAAUAGAAAGAAUCACAUUGUGAUUUCACAUCACUCAAUGCUGAUGUCAUUAAUGGAGUACAUCCACACACUUCAACAUCAUGCAAUACUGUGAAAACUGUGCAUGUGUUCAUACAGUUGUAUACAAUUCCACUGUCUUGACUAAUGAAUAAAUAUUGGAGAAAAAAAAUUAAA
Messenger RNA from Cyprinus carpio (common carp), 3785 nucleotides. RefSeq names its product cyclin-dependent kinase 15. Lineage: Eukaryota; Metazoa; Chordata; Actinopteri; Cypriniformes; Cyprinidae. Gene Ontology annotation, cellular component: nucleus; cytoplasm; cytosol. Gene Ontology annotation, biological process: protein phosphorylation. The record is from RefSeq and is a predicted model, not a curated record. Gene Ontology annotation, molecular function: cyclin binding; cyclin-dependent protein serine/threonine kinase activity; ATP binding.